This is a messenger RNA of Puccinia graminis f. sp. tritici CRL 75-36-700-3, 1425 nucleotides long. Its product is annotated as protein phosphatase. Gene Ontology annotation, molecular function: protein serine/threonine phosphatase activity. Gene Ontology annotation, cellular component: FAR/SIP/STRIPAK complex. The coding region runs from base 222 to 1235 and encodes 337 amino acids. Gene Ontology annotation, biological process: peptidyl-serine dephosphorylation. NCBI's taxonomy places the organism in Eukaryota, Fungi, Basidiomycota, Pucciniomycetes, Pucciniales, Pucciniaceae. The record is from RefSeq and is a predicted model, not a curated record. The transcript has 9 exons.
GUCAUGACGCCCCGGGCUGCACACUUCACAGCACACCCUUCACAUCUCUUCACUGCCACACUUCGACGGUCAACAGAAAGACUUGACCACACUCGGGGCCAUCCACCAAAACAUCCUCGGCCCAUAAUUCCUGCUACGAACCCUGGAACGGAACGAAGGACGAAUUCAGGAGAAUCCUCAAGCGAACGACUGACCGGCCAAUAAUCACCAGAAUCAGAGAGAUGGCGUUCAGUCUGGACGAAUGCAUCGAGAAGCUUCUGACGAAACAGCUGCUGGUCGAGGCCUUGAUCAAAGAAAUUUGCGAGAAAACAAAGGAACUCUUGAUGAGAGAAAGUAAUGUCGUUCACAUCUCUGCACCAGUAACGGUGGUAGGUGAUAUACAUGGACAGUUUUACGACUUGAUCGAAAUCUUUCGGAUCGGAGGAUUUUGUCCAGAUACAAAUUAUUUAUUCUUGGGUGAUUACGUUGAUCGGGGACUAUUCAGUGUAGAGACGAUUUCACUACUAACCUGUCUGAAACUGCGGUAUCCGGACCGAGUCCAACUAAUCAGGGGGAAUCAUGAAUCUAGAGCAGUCACCCAAACUUAUGGAUUUUAUGCAGAAUGCGUCAGGAAAUAUGGCAGUCCAAGCGUAUGGACCUACUUUACAGACAUGUUCGAUUUCUUGACGUUGUCAGUGGUGAUUGAGGAUCGGAUAUUUUGUGUGCAUGGUGGUCUAUCACCCUCUAUUCAUUGUAUCGAUCAAAUCAAAGUCAUCGAUCGGUUUCGAGAAAUUCCUCACGAGGGACCGAUGGCAGACUUGGUUUGGUCGGAUCCCGAUCCAGAUAAGGAAGAUUUUGCAAUUUCACCCAGGGGUGCCGGAUAUACGUUCGGAGCCCAAGUAGUGAAGAAGUUUCUCACGAUUAACGACAUGCAUCACAUUCUAAGAGCACACCAACUAUGUAUGGAAGGCUUCUCAGUUUUAUACGAUGACAGAUUAUCGACGGUCUGGAGUGCACCAAAUUAUUGUUAUCGAUGCGGGAACAUGGCCUCCAUCUUGGAGAUCGGGCCGGAUGGGCAUAAGCAUUUCAACGUCUUCGAUGCCGCUCCGGAGAAUGAACGUGAUGGCCCUCAGCAGCAGAUGCAGCUUCAACAGCAGCAGCAGCAGCUUCAGAUGCAGCAUCAACAGAAUAACGGCGGACAGGAUAACGGAAUGGCUAAUCCUUAUAUGCUACCUCAAGUGGAAUAUUUUUUGUAACACUUCUUACACCUUUAAUGAUAUAGAAACUGGCGAUCGCAGUACCAGUUGUAUUUUUUUUUUUUCAAAACACACAUAUGUUUAUAUAUAUUAAAAUAUUGGUUGAGCUUUCUUCUUUGAAUGUUGAAAAAAAAGGGAGUGGAAAAAUAAGAAAAAAAUGAAAACCAAAAGUGGGGGGGGGGAUUGCAAU